UGACGUAAUGUCGGGGUUUUAAAGAUUAUUUUUCCACAGUGCUCGGCAAAGUUCAAGUCAUGGAUAGUUGUUUCUUUUUACGAGUUCAGUUACCUAUAACAGUGUUAUUAUCAUGCAUGUUUACAUUCUCCACCGGCAGCGAAAUUAAUUUUGUAACGUGUGGAUCGGUGGUAAAGCUGCUCAACGUGAAACACAACGUCAGAUUACACUCUCAUGAUGUCCGAUAUGGAUCUGGUAGUGGUCAGCAGUCGGUCACAGGUGUAACCUCAGUGGAGGACAGUAAUAGUUACUGGAGUGUUCGUGGCACCACUGAGGCCAUAUGUCAUAGAGGGACUCCUGUUAAAUGUGGUCAGAACAUUCGCCUCACCCAUGUCAAUACGGGCCGCAAUCUGCACAGCCACUACUUUACCUCUCCACUUUCUUCAAAUCAGGAGGUCAGCGCGUUUGGUGAGAACGGUGAGGGUGACCAUCUUGACGAGUGGACCGUUCUGUGUGCAGGCUCAGUUUGGCAGCGUGAGGAGUCUGUUCGGUUCCGUCACACAGCCACUGAGGUUCUGUUGUCGGUGACGGGUGAACAGUACGGCAGACCCAUCCACGGCCAGAGAGAAGUGCACGGAAUGAUGAUCAAUAGCCCACACAGCUACUGGAGAACAAUGGAGGGGGUCUUUAUGAAACCAAGUGAGAUUGGACCCAAGGAUUUCUACAGCCCACUACACACAGAGUUUUAAAGGAACAUGUUGUACAAGAUCUGCUGGACUCUCUGUUUUAUAUGGUUUUGUUGUUAAACUUAAAGGAAUGGUCACCCAAAAAUGAUGCUUAUAACAACAUUAACUAAUCUUCAUUAGUAUUACUUACUUUCUUUUGUGAACCACAGCUAGAUAAAGUAUGGAGAAUGUUAGCACCUCAGUGAGUCACAAUUCACUUUCACUGUGUUAAAAAAACAUUAUUAACAUUCUUUAAAAUGUUAAACUAAAGAAAAGACAUUUUAUGGUAUGGAAAAACAUGAGUGUGAGUUAAUGAUGACAUCAUUAUUGGGUGUACUGUCCCUUUAAGCAGAAAGUAUUCAGACUGUGCCUCGUGAUCAUUUUAACACUUGAAUUAUAGGAUGUUAUAUUGCAUAGUCAACAUAUAAGACAAACUGAACUGAAUGUCAUUCAUUGCUUUAGAUUUUCAAAGGUGCUGUUAGCUUUUCAAACUAAUUUUCUGAUUUAUUGAUCCCAGAGCAAAAGUUCAAUUUCAGUUUUUCAAACAAACUUGUGGUUUGUACAUACUGUACUCACCUAUUAGAUUAUUCAAUUAUUCUAAUAUACCAUGAAAAGCAUGGCCAUCUGUUUGUACCUUAUCACAGUGUAAUACAUUUGCAUACAUGAAAAAUUACAGAAUAUGUGCUUGAAGGUAGAUUUCUGCACUUAACAGAAAACAGCUGUGGGACAUUGUGUUAUUUCACAAAGCUAUUGUACUUGCUGUACCUAAGUAUUAUACCAGUUAUUUUUAUGUGAAGCAUGUGUUUUUAGGAACAGGUGGUAUUUUAGGUUUUCUAGUAAGGUGAAAUAAUGCAAUUUUUUAAAAUUCCACUUAAAAUAACAAAUAUCUGCUUAUAAGUUUAUGGUUAAAAUCAAAACAUAUAUUUAAAAAGUGCCUUUUUUAUUAUGAUAAACAUUUACUAUAAUUACAUAUAAGUGCUGUGCAAUUUAAGUUACACUUUAAAUGUAAUUGAUGCAAUUUGUUAUUUUCUUGAUAUGAAUAUGUAGUUAUGACUUGUAAGCCAAUAUUUUGUCUACAUGGGUACAGGUCAAAAUCAAAUAUGUUAUAUAAGAUGUUGUCAAUGAACAAUGUCACAGUGUUAAUUUCUACACAGUUACAAAUGAGGACACACUUAACUCUAGGAAGAAAAUAUACCUCAUUAUGUUCAGGCCUUGGAAAACAGUAUUUUUCAAUGUUUUAAAAAUGUCUGUGUGUUCUCGCGACUUGUGUAAAAUGCUAUUUUGUAGAUUAUAGAGAUUAGAGAAAGCUGCUUCAUUUGUUGUUGUCCUGUUUUCUUUAUCUUUGCAUCUGCGUGCAAACAAACAAUCCAAUUAGUGCAAAAAAAUGUACAUCUUAAGCUAACAUCAUCUCAAUCAAGUAAUUUCUAAAUGUUUGAAGCAUAUAAAAAAUGAAAAUGUACAUUUUUGUAAACGUUUUACGUUUUUAGAAGUGCAUUAGAAAUAUCAAUAUAAUGCAGUAAGGAUUUUAUGCAUUUUAAGAUUUAGCAAACAUAUGCAGAUUCAUCUGUGCUUACUGGUGCUGUUAAAGUCAAGUAAACAAAGCUUUAAAAAGCUUUUUUGUCUGUUUUGACUAUAUUUUCCCCUAGAAAAUGAAUUGAAAAUGAAUGAAUCUUUGCCAGUUCAUGCCAGUUGAAAAUUUUGGCUUCAUAACAUUUAACAACCUCCUUAUAUGAAAUAGAUAUUUAAAGAUACAUGUGAUACACCUGUACCUAAAUGGCACAUGUUAGGACCUUUUCAAACGGUAACAUAGUGAAGCU
This is a messenger RNA of Paramisgurnus dabryanus, 2521 nucleotides long. It is a transcript of the gene sdf2, whose product is annotated as stromal cell-derived factor 2. The record is from RefSeq and is a predicted model, not a curated record. Lineage: Eukaryota; Metazoa; Chordata; Actinopteri; Cypriniformes; Cobitidae.